This is a messenger RNA of Strongylus vulgaris, 168 nucleotides long. NCBI's taxonomy places the organism in Eukaryota, Metazoa, Nematoda, Chromadorea, Rhabditida, Strongylidae. The record is from the annotation of a GenBank genome assembly.
CGUGACAACAAGAAGACCAGAAUCAACCCUCGCCAUCUCCAACUUGCUGUCCGCAACGACGAGGAGCUAAACAAACUGCUCUCCGGUGUGACCAUCGCCCAAGGAGGAGUUCUGCCCAACAUCCAGGCCGUUCUUCUACCCAAGAAGACUGCUGGAGACAAGGAAUAA